This is a messenger RNA of Cutaneotrichosporon cavernicola, 933 nucleotides long. RefSeq lists its product as uncharacterized. Gene Ontology annotation, biological process: spliceosomal complex disassembly. The coding region runs from base 1 to 933 and encodes 310 amino acids. Gene Ontology annotation, cellular component: spliceosomal complex. The transcript has 2 exons. NCBI's taxonomy places the organism in Eukaryota, Fungi, Basidiomycota, Tremellomycetes, Trichosporonales, Trichosporonaceae. The record is from RefSeq and is a predicted model, not a curated record.
AUGGCCAUCCUGACGGACGAAGAACGCGAUAUCGACCCGUACGACGUGCUCGGCGUCACGCUCGAGAUGGGGGAGAAGGAGAUUCGCAAGGCGUAUCGUAAGCUCUCCCUCCGUUGUCAUCCGGACAAGAAUCCUGGUCCCGAAGCAGAGGCCAUGUUCCACUCUAUAUCUCUGGCGCUCGCCAUUCUUACCAACCCCGAGAAACGCAAGUUCAUCGAUGGAAAGUUAGCUCAGUCGCGGGCACAGGCUGUCCGCCGGGCUGAGAUGGACAGUAAGCGUAAGGCCAAGGUCGACGACCUGUUACGGCGAGAAGAGGAUGCAAAGCGCGCGCGCAAGGACGCUCUGGAUGCGAGGAAGGAGGCGGCUAAAGAUGAAGCCGUGCAUGAUGCUGGGCGCCGGAUGGUCGAGGAAAGGCGGAAACGACAGGAGGCCGCCAUCGCCGCCGCCCGACAAGAGAAGAAGUCAUCACCACCCCCUGCACCACCGCCUAUCUCCCCCGAAGAUCUGCAACUCAAACUCCAACUUCCUGUUGGAUGUACACAGGGCGAUCUCGAGACCGCUUUGAACAAGUACGGCGCUAUCGAGGCCGUACACGUCGCCCUGGCCAAGGGGAAGAAGGGGCCGCGCGCGCUCGUCGAGUUCGCUGCGGGUAACUGGGGCGGAUGCUGGGCAUGCAUGCACGAUGGGGCUGGGAUCGGCGCCAAAGCCAAGUGGGCGGCAGGGGAGCCUGCUUGGGUACAGUGGGCCGCUCAGCAACGGGAGAACGGUAAGGGAACCGGGUUUGGGUUCGGGUCGGCUCCUGAUAUCUCGGACAUGAAGGACCGACAGAGGCAGCGGGAAAAGGAUGCCGCGAUGGAGAGCGCGACGCUCCUCCGCAUGCGGCAGGCUGAGCGGGAGCGGAUGGUGGAGGAGAUUCGGCGCGCGGAGGCUUAA